AUGGCCUCCGUCCAGUUCUCGUCACUUAUUUCGCAACUAUUUUCUAAUCAGACAAGGUCAACUUACGAUGCCGCCUCAGCAUUUCCCUCCUAUGCCGCUGUCUUCAUUGCAAAUGCUGUAGCGGCAGCGGCCGAGGAAUCCGAGUUUUCAUGGCUCAAUCCUUUGACUUGGAAGUGGACCUACACAACUGAGAGUCAUCUCUUCGCCUUAGUCACCACCAGGCCUAAUCAAGAUCUACUUCCUCCUCAAAAGACCAUAUCCUCUCACCUCUUCUUUGGCGUCUUCUUCUUUUGUCUUAAUUCACUUUUCCUCUUGUUGAUGUCGCCUUUUCCUCGUACUACCCGUAGGAAACAGUUUGUAGCUUUUCCACUCUUGGCUAUAUUAUUACUUGAACCCUUGCUGUUUAACAAUCCUUCUGAAUUAGGACAGAUGUGCAUAUCCGUAAUAGCCAUUGCGACUGGAACAAGGAUGGUGGAUCUCUACUAUGUUCAGCCCUGGACUGGAAUCCCUAGUCGCUACUAUUUAAACAGCCCAUCCACAACUUCAACAUUGAACUCAACAGCACGAUCCAAAAAAGAUCUAAACGAAAAAGACAGACCAACUAGCAACGCGGACUCCUCCCCAUUAUCCACCUCUGCUUCAAACUCACCUUCAACUUCGUCACUUUUGAGCAAGUCUUUAGUAGAUGACAACUUUUUGAUGUGGGAUAUGGAUCGGCUCAAAAUGGAAUUAUGGUUUCCUUUUCGUCGAUUCUCGUCACAUCCAGGUGGAAAGUGGCUACGCUGGCAGGACCUCGUUCCAGUGAGCUUUGUGUACAAUCUUAUUCUUGACUAUGAUAUUUACUAUAUAUCCCAGUACACAUCCGACGGACUGGAUCAACUACCUAUCCUCCAUUAUGGGCUAUGUAUGUCUGCCAUUGGAAUAUUUAUCAUGAUCCAUCUCCUCUGGAUCUAUGUGACCGUGGCCAUGAUCUAUUCCAUGUGCACAGGUCGACGUCUCAGCACCAAAGAAUGGAGCAUGCUGGAGAACAGACUUCCGUGCUUUGCAUUGACGCCUGUUGAUUUCUGGAGGAAUUGGCAAACCGUUUUUCGAUACCUAUGGGUUGAUCUUGGGUUCCUUCCUGUACAGCGAUAUUGCAAGCAGCAUCUUGGUCCAGAUCGUCUUGGUCAUGCGUUUGCUAAGGUGCUAAGGCAAGCCCUCCCAGCUCUCUCAGUCUUUGCUCUGUCAGCCAUCUUACGUGCCUAUAUUGUUUACGCUGUCUGGCGUGAGCCCAUAUGGAGCCAAUUGCUCUAUUUUACUCUUCAGGGUAUUGCAGUGGUACUGACAAGAACAGUGGAAAUGACGCCUGUGGGUGCUUGGAUCAAAGACACAUAUAAUAAGGGAGGUCGCUCAAGUCGAUGGAUAUGGACAGCAUUGGGUCUGUCAAUGAUGGCAUUCUUCCAUACACUUACGCUUCCUUUCUUUGUGCAUCCAUACAAAACUCACAACAUAUGGCUGCCUCUAAGGCAGAGAAGUGUUUUGUGGUGGAUGUUUGUAGAUAUCGAAUCUCGCAAGCUGUGGCACCCGCUGCUAAAUGGCCCUGACUCAAAUGGUUUCCAAAGCAGUGACAGCCUUCAAGCCCUUCUUAAUAACCAAUGGCUCGUUGUUUUUGGGGAAGCGCUGGAUGAGAGCCAGGGCUUUUUGAAAAAGAGUUUGUAA
Lobosporangium transversale is the source of this 1698-nucleotide messenger RNA. RefSeq lists its product as hypothetical. The transcript is spliced from 2 exons. The record is from RefSeq and is a predicted model, not a curated record. The coding region runs from base 1 to 1698 and encodes 565 amino acids. Lineage: Eukaryota; Fungi; Mortierellomycota; Mortierellomycetes; Mortierellales; Mortierellaceae.